Molecule: messenger RNA, 408 nt
Organism: Lasiodiplodia theobromae
Lineage: Eukaryota; Fungi; Ascomycota; Dothideomycetes; Botryosphaeriales; Botryosphaeriaceae
Product: Aldehyde-activating protein
Exons: 2
Coding region: 1-408 (135 amino acids)
Molecular function (GO): carbon-sulfur lyase activity
Source: RefSeq, a predicted model, not a curated record
AUGGGCUUCCCGGAACCCACAGACGAGUGGUCGCAGCAUAGCGGACACUGCCACUGCGGGGCGGUCCGCUUCAGCUUCAAGCUCUCGCCGCCGCUCUCGAAAUACCCAGCAAACAGCUGCAACUGCUCCAUCUGUACGCGCAACGGCUACGUGGUCGUGUACGCGCAGAAGAAGGACUUUGAGCUCCAGACGCCGCCGGACGCGCUAUCAGCCUACACGUUCGGCCUGCAGAGGUCGUGGCACAAAUUCUGCAAGACGUGCGGCAGCAGCGUCCUGAUUGAGGUUAUCCCGGGAAAGGGUCCGGAGCUGAUUGGCGUAAACGUACGCAUGCUGGAGGACUUCGACAUGGACAAGCUGGUGUUGAACAAGCUGGAUGGAAAGAGUCAUGGGCCGGAGUACAAGGUGUAA